AAAGGUGUACAUUGGAAAGUUGAACAUGAUCCUUGUUCAGAUCCUGAAGCAGGAGUGGCCCAAGCACUGGCCCGCAUUCAUCAGUGACAUCGUGGGGGCCAGUCGCACCAGCGAGAGUCUUUGUCAGAACAACAUGAUCAUCUUAAAGCUGCUCAGUGAGGAGGUCUUUGAUUUCUCCAGUGGCCAGAUGACCCAGGUCAAAGCCAAGCACCUGAAGGACAGCAUGUGCAAUGAAUUUGCACAGAUAUUCCAGCUGUGCCAGUUUGUUAUGGAAAACUCCCAGAAUGCCCCUUUGGUUCACGCCACCUUGGAGACCCUUCUACGUUUUCUCAACUGGAUCCCACUGGGCUAUAUUUUUGAAACCAAGCUCAUCAGUGCCUUGGUGUACAAGUUCUUGAAUGUACCGAUGUUUCGAAACGUGACGCUGAAGUGCCUGACGGAGAUUGCUGGAGUGAGCGUGAACCAGUAUGAGGAGCAGUUCGUGACCCUCUUCACGCUGACCAUGUGUCAGCUCAAACAGAUGCUGCCUCUGAACACCAACAUUCGUCUGGCUUAUGCCAAUGGGAAAGAUGACGAGCAGAACUUCAUUCAGAACUUAAGUCUGUUCCUCUGUACGUUCCUUAAAGAGCACGGGCAGCUUAUCGAGAAGCGCCUAAACCUCCGAGAGACAUCAAUGGAGGCCCUCCACUAUAUGCUCCUGGUGUCAGAGGUUGAAGAAACUGAGAUCUUCAAAAUUUGUCUGGAGUACUGGAACUACUUGGCUGCUGAGCUUUACAGAGAGAGUCCGUUCUCCACAUCGACAUCCCCUCUGCUCUCUGGGAACCAGCACUUUGAUGUUCCACCUCGUAGACAGCUGUAUCUUCCAGUCCUCUCCAAGGUGCGUCUGCUCAUGGUUAGUCGAAUGGCCAAACCUGAGGAAGUCCUGGUGGUGGAAAAUGACCAGGGUGAGGUCGUCAGAGAGUUCAUGAAGGACACAGAUUCCAUCAAUCUGUACAAGAACAUGAGAGAAACCCUCGUGUAUCUCACUCAUUUGGACUAUGCGGACACAGAACGCAUAAUGACAGAAAAGCUUCACAACCAGGUCAAUGGUACCGAAUGGUCCUGGAAAAAUCUGAAUACGUUGUGCUGGGCCAUUGGAUCUAUCAGUGGGGCGAUGCAUGAGGAGGAUGAGAAGAGGUUCCUUGUUACUGUCAUCAAGGAUCUUCUGGGUCUGUGUGAGCAGAAACGAGGGAAGGACAACAAGGCCAUCAUCGCCUCCAACAUCAUGUACAUCGUUGGCCAGUAUCCACGCUUCCUCCGAGCUCACUGGAAGUUCCUCAAAACGGUCGUCAACAAGCUCUUUGAGUUCAUGCAUGAGACCCAUGAUGGAGUUCAGGACAUGGCUUGUGACACCUUCAUUAAGAUAGCCCAGAAGUGCAGACGCCAUUUUAUCCAGGUGCAAGUUGGAGAAGUGAUGCCGUUCAUUGAUGAGAUAAUAAACAACAUCAACACAAUCAUCUGUGACCUCCAGCCUCAACAGGUGCAUACGUUCUAUGAAGCAGUAGGUUACAUGAUCGGAGCCCAGACAGACCAGGCUGUCCAGGAGCACCUAAUAGAAAAGUAUAUGCUGCUCCCUAAUCAAGUGUGGGACAGCAUCAUACAGCAGGCCACCAAGAAUGUUGACAUCCUGAAGGACCCAGAAACUGUAAAACAGCUUGGCAGCAUCUUAAAGACGAACGUCAGAGCCUGCAAGGCUGUGGGACACCCAUUUGUUAUUCAGUUGGGACGGAUUUACCUGGACAUGCUGAACGUCUACAAGUGCCUCAGUGAGAACAUUUCUGCUGCCAUUCAGACAAAUGGUGAGAUGGUGACAAAACAGCCCCUGAUCCGAAGUAUGAGAACUGUGAAACGAGAAACUCUGAAACUGAUCUCAGGCUGGGUCAGCCGAUCCAAUGAUCCACAGAUG
Messenger RNA from Nematolebias whitei (Rio pearlfish), 1945 nucleotides. RefSeq names its product exportin-1. NCBI's taxonomy places the organism in Eukaryota, Metazoa, Chordata, Actinopteri, Cyprinodontiformes, Rivulidae. Gene Ontology annotation, biological process: protein export from nucleus; ribosomal large subunit export from nucleus; ribosomal small subunit export from nucleus. Gene Ontology annotation, molecular function: nuclear export signal receptor activity. The record is from RefSeq and is a predicted model, not a curated record. Gene Ontology annotation, cellular component: nucleus; cytoplasm.